UUAUCCGUGAUCCAAGUAUCCAACACUACAGCGCAUGGUCUGUUCCAAACCCCAAAUCGAAGCCAGAUUCAUGUCAUCGUGUGUAGAAACUAGAAACUGGAGUACAAGUGAAGAAAACAAAACGAAAAUUUUCUGAUCCCCGCCUCGUCCGAAGCCCUAAACCCCCAAACGCCGCCUCCUCCUCCUCCUCCUUCCUCGAUUCCAUCGAAUCGAACCACGAAACCAAUCCACGCGAGGGCAAAAUGAUCCAGCUGCUGUUCCUGGUGCUCGUGGCGGAGGCGGCCGUGGCGGCGGUGCUCCUCUUCAAGACGCCGCUGCGGAAGCUCGCCGUGAUGGGGAUCGACCGCCUCAAGCGCGGCCGCCGCGCGCCCGUCGCCGUCAAGACCGUCGCCGGCGUCGUCCUCGCCCUGCUCGCCUCCACGCUCUACAGCAUGGCCGAGAUCAGCGGCCGCGCCGGGGGAGACCCCGAAUCCGGCGGCGGCGGCGGCGGCGCCUCCCUCUCGCCCACCGACCAGGUCCUCUUCUCGCGGCACCUCCUCGAGGCAUCCCUCAUGGGGUAUUCCUUAUUUCUUGCUCUAGUUAUUGACCGGCUCCACCAAUACAUCAGAGAGCUACGUGGGCUAAAGAAGAAUGUUGAGGCCGUAACUAAGCAUAAUAAAAUGUUGGAGGAAGCAAAACAUGGAAGAUCUGAGGAGACAAAGAAAUACCAAGAAGAGAUUGGUGCUCUCAAUGAGGAUAUGAAGAAACUGAAGCUACAAGUCCAAGAAAAGACAGAGGAAGUCCACGUUGCUGAGGACAAGGCUCUUGCUAUUCGGAAACAAUCUGAAAGCCUGCUGCUUGAGUAUGACCGUUUGCUGGAGGACAACCAGCAUCUCCGGGAGCAGCUGCAGUCAAUUGACCACAGGCUCUCCAGUCCAAAAUAAGUUCAAGUGUAAUAUUUUUUUUUCCUAUGGGAUUGGAGAACCUAGUCAAUAUAUUGCUGCAGAAAAUUUUCCAUCACAGUUUUGGAAAAAAAAAGUUUACUUUUAUCGUAGAAUACCAAGAAAUUCCUGGCGGUAAAAUCAUUUGGAUUUAAUGCUCAUAUAAUAUGCUUUUAGCAGUAUUCUCCCUUAUCAGUUUUAUCAUCUUUGCUUAAUUAGCUUUUGUAAUAUAUACCCGUAGGUAAGUUCGAGCAUCAUAUUGUCAAGCACUUUACAAUUUUUCCAUGUGUGGUUAUUUUAAUAAUGUCUGUUGGUUGCAUUCACAUGAAUCA
This is a messenger RNA of Oryza sativa Japonica Group (Japanese rice), 1252 nucleotides long. RefSeq lists its product as uncharacterized. The record is from RefSeq and is a predicted model, not a curated record. Lineage: Eukaryota; Viridiplantae; Streptophyta; Magnoliopsida; Poales; Poaceae. Gene Ontology annotation, cellular component: endoplasmic reticulum membrane; endoplasmic reticulum. Gene Ontology annotation, biological process: endoplasmic reticulum to Golgi vesicle-mediated transport; intracellular protein transport.